UGUGUGUUUCUCUGGAUUUGCUGUUGUCUCGGUCCGAGCGACUGGAAGGCUGGUCGGCUAGCACAACAUUGAGGUCCUUGGAGUUAUUGUUCAUUUUUCAAUGUUACCACCGCGGUAUCCAUGUGUAUACAGUACAGUGAUAUGCGCGAGGGCGAGUGAGUGCGACAGAUCAUAAGGUUUGUGUGAAUCCUCCUGAAAUAAGGACUUUGGAUAAGAAGGAAUAGGAGCGGCUGACGCUAUUAGGGUUAGCCUCGCUGUUUGUAUUGGAAAGUGCCAUCGGAACUCCUAGCUUCUUCGCAUCUCGUCAUGAAGAAAGAGGAUGUAUUUGGAUCGAUUGUGAAUCCAGAAUUUCUCAUCCUGGUCCUGUUUGGAGUCAGAGUUUGCGUAAAUUAUUGGAAAUAUCUGCAAUGACGAUAACGAGUGGCUUAUGUCGUGAAUCUAGGUUAAACCCAAGCACAGAUACAAGGAAACUACCUCAAGACAAUUCCACCGCCUCAAAGUCAUGUAGCCUUCCCAGUUGAAUCGAUUACAGAAUAUCAAGCAGAUAAAUCUCAAGAGACGAAACGCUCUUCAAAUUAGCCUACACUUAUUUGCUUGAGGAGUGAAUUUGCUCCAAAAUUGAUUUGUUUGCUGGCAGACUGCUAUGGAAUUGCCGACAGGUUUCCAAAAAAUUGGCUCGUGUAACAAACAACGCCUUUAAGGUGGGAACGAAGGUUACUCUUUGCCAGGUUGACGCAAGGAAAACUGACAUAUUAGACAUAUUUUUGUACGGAAUCUCCCUGCUUCUGAAAUUCACGAAUAUCUCCGCCCAACUCAUCCGCUGGCUUUCUAUCAGCUUUUCACUGUGAGACCAUCCCUGUUUCGUAUGCCCUCACUGAUGAGGACGAUCAUUAACACGUCGAACAUGUUAAUGAUCGGGCUAUAAUAAGACCACUUUGGCUAUGUAAUCGCUGACCACAGGAGACAUUUCAUAGGUUGGUGGAAACCGGGAUAUUUUAGCUCCCCAACAGGCUUUUGUCGUGAGUCGGGACACGCAACUCAAAACCGGGACGUCUGGUCACCUUCAAUUAAUUCCGCCCUCCCACUUUGUUGUCGAAGCUUUGGAUACUCUAGUCUUCGAUCGAGAGGAAUACAUAAUCACUGCUCUUCUUUCAAAAUAGUGGACUGUAUAGAGGGGCUAUAAGCAGAAGCCGCACAUUGAAAUCGGUCUUUAAAAAAUGUUACCCGGAAUGAGGCCAAACUUCUCUCCACCUAUCUGCGGAACAUAACCGACGCCCGUGUCCUUGAAGAGAACUGACCACUGCGAAGUAUGUUUUAUUUACCGCGUGAGGAUGUUUGCUCGCUUUGCCAUAUCGCUCCUUAACUAUAACUUUUAGUAAUUUGCAGAAGAUGGCGACAGAAAGCCAACCCCUUCAUGGAGAACUGUUUGUCCACCCGCUCUCCAACCCCCAAGCCUCGGGGAUAUGCCCGGAGAUGCUGGAGGUGGCCGAAGUGGCCAACCGGGCCGGGGACUUCAGCCUUGCCGUGGAGAUCUACAGCUCCCAGCUCGCUGACCUCCAGCAGCCCGACCGGGGCCUCUGUCUGCGGAAGGCCGACUCCCUGGCCCGGGCCGGGCGCGUCUCCGAAGCGCUAGACUCUUAUUGCACGGCGGCAAACCUGGAGAAGCUGCGCCCGGACGAGCUGCGAUUGCUGGUGGAAAGCAUAGCCCGGACUCUGCGCGAGAAGGAGUUGAAUAUCAGUAGUGGGAAUGGGAAUACUGCUUGUCAAGUGAAAACAACAGGUAACGGGGCCGCGGACGGGGCCGAGAGAGACGCUGAGGGGUUUGAAGAGGAACCCCUUGGCAUGUUCUCCUGUCACCUGUGCCGGUGUCUGCUGCACGAGCCCGCCACCCUGGACUGCGGCCACACUUUCUGUAGACUUUGCCUGGUGGACGUGAAAGACUGCAUACAUUGCAAGCGUAAACUGGAUAAAAACGACGCCGAUGGGGGUCGGAGGAUCAACGUGGUUCUCAGUGGCCUGCUGGAGAAGUGGUUCGAGGCGGAGAGUGGGGCCAGGAAACACUGGGUAGAGGCGCAGGGUUUGUGGAAGAAACUCAAGUACACGGACGCACUUCAUCACUUCAACAAAGCAGUCGCGCUUGCGCCCUCCUCAGGCAGUCUGCGGAUGCAGCGGGCGAAGUUGCACAUGGAGAUGAGCAACUAUAGCCUGGCUGUCCAGGACUCCACCAGCCUUUGCCGGAGCAAACCGCUCUCACCCAAGGCCCACCAUCUGAUGGCUUCAGCCCUCACCCAGGCGGGGCGUAAGGAUGAGGCGUUGCAGGAGUACUUCCUGUGCGUCGCGCUCAAACCCAAUUGUACCAAAAUCAAGCUGGAGGCGCAGACGGUGCUGAGCGAACUCUUCUCCUCUGUGUUCGAGAGGGAUGAUCGGCCCACCCCCCUCCACCCACUGCAGGGGGGGGGCACCUCACGGCUAAUCAAACCCCCUGCCCUCUUCAGCUCCCUCAGCACUUUCACCCCCAGACUUGGCUGGUCUUCUACGGAGUCGGAGCUCAGCGCGUCGAAGGCUCCUCCGGCCGGCUACACCUCCCCCAGCCCCCUUUCUCUCUCUCCCGGAGGAGACGGCCCUGGGGGAGGAGGCAGAGGAGGGGAUAGGAAGGAGGGCAGCAGUAAGAGCCUGCUAAGUGUCCUGGCAGCCCUACCAGCACCUCCUGGUGGCCUGAAAAGGAGGUACAGUGGAGAGGGAACUUCAAUCUCCUUCUGCCCACGCUCCAAGAUCUCCAGAGCAGAAGCGGGGUGCAGCUCACAGAGCCCGACAGCCGGGAAGAACUGCGGGAGAACGGUUCCAAGCGAGCUGCUAGACAGUGUUGACAUGGAGUGUUCUCUCUGCAUGAGGCUGUUCUAUGAGCCGGUGGCGACGCCCUGCGGCCACACCUUCUGUCUGAAGUGUCUCGAGCGCUGCCUGGACCACAACCCCAACUGUCCGCUCUGUAAGGAGAACCUGGCUGAGUAUCUGGCGACUCGGGGGUACAACAAGACCCUGCUCAUGGAGGAAGUGCUACAGCGUUACCUUGGAGACGAGCUGGCAGAGAGGAAGAAGAUCCACGAGGAGGAAAUUAAGGAACUUUCAAAUCUGAACCAGGAGGUGCCCAUCUUCGUGUGCACCAUGGCCUUCCCCACCAUCCCCUGUCCGCUGCACGUGUUCGAGCCGCGCUACCGCCUCAUGAUCCGCCGCUCCAUGGAGACCGGCACCAAGCAGUUCGGCAUGUGCAUCGCCGACGACCUCAAGGGGUUUGCCGACUACGGCUGCAUGCUCGAGGUGCGUGACGUGAAGUUCUUUCCCGACGGUCGUUCGGUGGUGGACACCAUCGGUGUGUCGCGGUUCAAGGUGCUGAGCCACGGCCAACGAGACGGCUACAACACAGCGAAGAUCGAGUACCUGGCGGACAAGAAGGAGGAGGGGGAGGAGCUGCUGGAGCUGCUGAAGCUGCAUGACUCUGUGUAUGAGCAGGCUAACAGCUGGUUCACCUCCCUCCGAGACGCCAUGAAGAACCAGAUCGUCAGCCACUUCGGACACCUGCCCACCAAGGACCCCGAGCCCCAGGCUUCACCCAGCGGCCCCGCCUGGUACUGGUGGCUCCUGGCGGUUCUCCCUCUGGAGAGCCGGGCUCAGCUCACCAUCCUGGCCAUGACCUCCCUCAAGGACCGGCUGGUUGCCAUUCGCCGGGUCCUUGUUUUCGUCACGAGGAAGAAGCCCCGGUGAGGGCCUGGAGGAUGUCGGGACCUUACCCCAGGACGCCCCUUCCUCUCCUGCCCUCUCUGGCCCCUGGGGGCCCUCAAUCUGCCCCAAGAGAUUUGCCUUCUGACCGCGUACUGCAGCAUCAGAACAUGUACGAUUGUUUCUGAACUCUGAAGUACUCCAGUCAGCGCCUGAAGGACCAUGACGCAAAGUGUUUGGUCUGUCAUCUGCUACUCCUCCGUCCAUCCGUCUCUGAUCUGAUCUGUUGCUCAUCUCGCUUGAUCACCUCAGCCCUGGCCCUUUGAGGAGCCGUGUUUUGUCACCAUCACUGCCAGUUUAGGUCUGUAUUUAGGAAAGAAAAAUGACCGUUAGCUGAUGGUGAUUCCAUCACAUGAUUGGGCAGAAGCAACGUAGUGGUUGGCUAAACUAAAGGGGACCGACUUUAGCGGCCUGUGGUGCGCCGCUCCCCCACCAAUGAGGUGUGCCCCAACCUUUGACUCAGCAAAAGUUUGGUUUGAAGUGUUUGAGUCAUACAAUAUACUCAAAAGGUUAAGGAAAAUAAAAACAUACCCUAUACCUAUCUACCUCUAAAAUAUACAAUCUGAUGUACAACCAUUUUGAGAAUUUCCAGAUUGAAUGUAUUA
Molecule: messenger RNA, 4379 nt
Organism: Gadus macrocephalus (Pacific cod)
Lineage: Eukaryota; Metazoa; Chordata; Actinopteri; Gadiformes; Gadidae
Gene: lonrf2
Product: LON peptidase N-terminal domain and ring finger 2
Exons: 12
Coding region: 1390-3759 (789 amino acids)
Molecular function (GO): protein binding
Source: RefSeq, a predicted model, not a curated record